Fusarium redolens is the source of this 1466-nucleotide messenger RNA. RefSeq lists its product as uncharacterized. The record is from RefSeq and is a predicted model, not a curated record. Gene Ontology annotation, biological process: endoplasmic reticulum to Golgi vesicle-mediated transport. The transcript has 3 exons. NCBI's taxonomy places the organism in Eukaryota, Fungi, Ascomycota, Sordariomycetes, Hypocreales, Nectriaceae. Gene Ontology annotation, cellular component: membrane; trans-Golgi network. Bases 169 to 1068 code for a protein of 299 amino acids.
GUUUCGCCGUUAUUAGAGAGAGAUACGUACGUCAGCUUCAUAUUUAGCAACCUUCGCUCUUUUGAAACCACGAUUCCGCUGGAAAGACGGUUACUAUACUAUCGCAAUCAGCGCGUAUUGCAGAACUGGUUUAUUAAAUCGAGCGGAACUUCACAUCAAGUUCUGAUCAUGUCCGCUUCCAGCGCCCGAGGGCACUAUGCCAACCCACCUUUGGAGGACGAGGACGACCUGAUCGACCCUGAUGAUGCUGAUCUCAACGACUUCGACGACCCUCUUGCGACCAACAACUCCCGUCAGCCCUUGACAGGCAACAUUGGCUCCAGCUCAUCAUCGCGACCGCUGAACGAAGGUUAUCUGACCUCGCGAAUCCCCGGAGAAGACCGAAGAGCUCCCCAAAAUACAAUUGACGAGUCCGUAUGGGAUACACUGCGCCGCGACCUGCUCGCUGUCUGGGCAAAGCUCAGAGAGGUGCUCUACCCACGCUAUCUCCUGGGCGGUACCAUGUUUGAUAACGAGGGAGGUCUGCGCGGUGCUUACUCCAGCAUCCGCGGCGCUGGUCUUUCAGGGACAAGAGAAGAACUCACCGGACUGGCAAGCCGUAUGGUUGAUGCUGAGGCUCUGCUCCAGAGCAACAUGACUCCUGGUCUUCGCGACUGGGAUCUCUGGGGUCCUCUGAUCUUCUGUCUGCUUCUAAGUGUUCUCCUGAGCAUCACCGCUCGAUCUGAGCAGCGCGAUGCUGUAUUCAGUGGUGUCUUUGCCAUGAUUUGGCUCGGUGAGGCUGUCGUGACGCUACAGAUCAAGCUGUUGGGUGGUAACAUCUCCUUCGCUCAGAGCGUCUGCAUCAUUGGAUAUACUCUUUUCCCUCUGGUUCUUGCUGCCAUGAUGUCUGCUCUAGGUCUUCACUGGAUUGCUCGCAUCCCCAUCUAUAUCGUCCUUAUCAGCUGGUCUCUGGCUGCUGGUGUCAGCAUUCUCGGUGGCAGCGGAGUUGUCAAGAACCGAGUAGCCAUUGCAGUGUACCCUCUGCUUGUCUUCUAUCUCGGUCUUGGCUGUCUGUGCUUUAUUAGCUAGGCCCAGGCUCGCAACCAGGAAACGCAUUUCAGUAUUCGGUUGCUGCAACUUGAAAAGACGGUGUGGUUAAAAGGGUUGAUUUAUACUGAUGUAUUCUUACUUGAAACGAACCGGAACCUUACUAGAACUGCGGUGUUGAGUGUUUCGGUGAUGGGGUGUCAUGGACUGAUUUCUAGGGUUCUUGAACUAUUCUUUACAAACAUGUAUCAAUUUUUAUCAUGAUAUGCUUCAUUGAAUAUGGCAGUUUGUUUGUUUUCCCAAAACGGAACAGAUCCCUGGCUUGAUUAACGUGGAGAUAAGGUACCAAGCCGUUGGGUCCUAUUCUAUUCUAGAUGCAGAGAUCUCUGGGCAUAUAAAAGACUGACAAUAUGAGAUGGCACACAUUCACGAAUCAUGCU